GCUGGCCUCUGGGCUGGCAGUGGGGUCUGGCCCUGCCUGUCCUUCCGGCCCCCCCAGCACUGCGGGUGGAGGCCUGUGUGCAGCUCCCAGACACCUGCUAGAGAGGCAGCCGCUCACCGGGACUGACCAAGGGGUGCAGCUGGGACCUCAGCCCAUGGUCCAGGUGGAGUUCUACGUCAACGAGAACACCUUCAAGGAGCGGCUCAAGCUCUUCUUCAUCAAAAAUCAAAGAUCCAGCCUGAGGAUCCGGCUGUUCAACUUCUCCCUGAAGCUCCUCACCUGCCUGCUCUACAUCGUCCGCGUCCUGCUUGAGGACCCAGCGCUGGGGAUCGGAUGCUGGGGCUGCCCAAAGCAUAAUUAUACCUUCAAUGGCUCAUCCUCCGAGAUCAACUGGGCUCCCAUCCUGUGGGUGGAGAGGAAGAUGGCUCUGUGGAUGACCCAGGUCAUCGUGGCCAUAAUCAGCUUUCUAGAGACGAUGCUUCUCAUUUACCUCAGCUACAAAGGCAACAUCUGGGAGCAGAUCUUCCGUGUCUCCUUCAUCCUGGAGAUGAUCACCACACUGCCCUUCAUCAUCACGGUGGGUGACCAGAGCCCCAGAGCGCGGUGCCCGAGCCCCCAGCCCCCUGACCGGCCUCCUCCACAGAUCUUCUGGCCACCACUACGGAACCUGUUCAUCCCUGUGUUUCUGAACUGCUGGCUGGCCAAGCACGCGCUGGAAAACAUGAUCAACGACUUCCACCGUGCCAUCCUGAGGACACAGUCAGCCAUGUUCAACCAGGUCCUCAUUCUCUUCUGCACCCUGCUGUGCCUGGUCUUCACAGGGACCUGCGGCAUCCAGCACCUGGAGCGAGCUGGCGAGAACCUGUCCCUGCUGACCUCCUUCUACUUCUGCAUCGUCACUUUCUCCACUGUGGGCUACGGCGACGUCACACCCAAGAUCUGGCCGUCCCAGCUGCUGGUGGUCAUCAUGAUCUGUGUGGCCCUCGUAGUGCUCCCACUGCAGUUCGAGGAGCUCGUCUACCUCUGGAUGGAGCGGCAGAAGUCGGGGGGCAACUACAGCCGCCACCGGGCCCAGACGGAGAGGCACGUGGUCCUGUGCGUGAGCUCCCUCAAGGUCGACCUGCUCAUGGACUUCCUCAACGAGUUCUACGCCCACCCCCGGCUCCAGCAGGACUAUUAUGUGGUCAUCCUGUGCCCCACCGAGAUGGACAUCCAGGUACGCAGAGUCCUGCAGAUCCCCCUGUGGUCCCAGCGGGUCAUCUACCUCCAGGGCUCUGCGCUCAAGGACCAGGACCUCAUGCGAGCCAAGAUGGACAACGGGGAGGCCUGCUUUAUCCUCAGCAGCAGGAACGAGGUGGACCGCACAGCAGCGGACCACCAGACCAUCCUGCGAGCCUGGGCCGUGAAGGACUUUGCUCCCAACUGUCCCCUCUACGUCCAGAUCCUCAAGCCUGAGAACAAGUUUCACGUCAAGUUCGCCGACCACGUGGUGUGUGAGGAGGAGUGCAAGUUCGCCAUGCUGGCCCUCAACUGCAUCUGCCCGGCCACCUCCACCCUCAUCACGCUGCUGGUGCACACGUCCCGUGGCCAGGAAGGACAGGAGUCGCCGGAGCAGUGGCAGCGCAUGUACGGGCGCUGCUCGGGCAACGAGGUCUACCACAUCCGCAUGGGCGACAGCAAGUUCUUCCGCGAGUACGAGGGCAAGAGCUUCACCUAUGCCGCCUUCCAUGCCCACAAAAAGUACGGCGUGUGCCUCAUGGGGCUGAAGCGGGAAGAGGACGAGAGCAUCCUGCUGAACCCGGGGCCGCGGCACACCCUGGCGGCCUCCGACACCUGCUUCUACAUCAACAUCACCAAGGAGGAGCACUCGGCCCUCACCUUCGCGCAGGCCGAGAAGCGGCCAAGAGGCGCCCUCGCUGGCCGGGGGCUCCGCCCGCCCGUGCACAGGGCCAUCGCCUCCGUGGGGACGGUGGCCAUGGACCUCCAGAACACGGAGUUCCAGCCCUCGCAGAGCGGCGGGGGUGGCGGGGGUGGCAAGCUGACACUGCCCACGGAGAACGGCUCGGGCAGCCGGCGGCCCAGCAUCGCACCCGUGCUGGAGCUGGCCGACAGCUCAGCCCUGCUGCCCUGCGACCUGCUGAGUGACCAGUCAGAGGACGAGGCAACGCCCUCAGAGGAAGAGGGGCUCUCCGUGGUGGAGUACGUGAAGGGCUACCCCCCCAAUUCGCCCUACAUCGGCAGCUCCCCGACCCUCUGCCACCUCCUGCCCGUGAAGGCCCCCUUCUGCUGCCUGCGGCUGGACAAGGGCUGCAAGCACAACAGCCACGAGGACGCCAAGGCCUACGGGUUCAAGAACAAGCUGAUCAUCGUCUCGGCGGAGACGGCCGGCAACGGGCUGUACAACUUCAUCGUGCCCCUGCGGGCCUACUACAGGUCGCGCAAGGAGCUCAACCCCAUCGUGCUGCUGCUCGACAACAAGCCCGACCACCACUUCCUGGAGGCCAUCUGCUGCUUCCCCAUGGUCUACUACAUGGAGGGCUCCGUGGACAACCUGGACAGCCUUCUGCAGUGCGGCAUCAUCUACGCGGACAACCUGGUGGUGGUGGACAAGGAGAGCACCAUGAGCGCGGAGGAGGACUACAUGGCGGACGCCAAGACCAUCGUCAACGUGCAGACCAUGUUCCGGCUCUUCCCCAGCCUCAGCAUCACCACGGAGCUCACCCACCCUUCCAACAUGCGGUUUAUGCAGUUCCGCGCCAAGGACAGCUACUCUCUGGCUCUUUCCAAACUAGAAAAGAGGGAGCGAGAGAACGGCUCCAACCUGGCCUUCAUGUUCCGCCUGCCCUUUGCCGCCGGCCGCGUGUUCAGUAUCAGCAUGCUGGACACGCUGCUCUAUCAGUCCUUCGUGAAGGACUACAUGAUCACCAUCACUAGGCUGCUGCUGGGCCUCGACACCACGCCGGGCUCCGGCUACCUCUGUGCCAUGAAGAUCGGCGAGGACGACCUGUGGAUCCGCACCUAUGGCCGCCUCUUCCAGAAGCUCUGCUCCUCCAGCGCCGAGAUCCCCGUCGGCAUCUACAGGACCGAGUGCCACGUCUUCUCCACCUCGGAGCCCCAUGAGCUCAGAGCCCAGUCCCAGAUCUCGGUGAACGUGGAGGACGGUGAGGACACACGGGAGGUGAAGGGGCCCUGGCAUGCACGGGCGGGCACCGGCACCGGCAGCACCCAUGGCCGCCACGCAGGCGGCGGCGACCCCGCGCAGCACCCGCUGCUGCGGCGCAAGAGCCUGCAGUGGGCGCGGAGGCUGAGCCGCAGGGGCCCCAAGCACGCGGGGAAGGCGGUGGCCACCGAGUGGAUCAGCCAGCAGCGGCUCAGCCUGUUCCGGCGCUCCGAGCGCCAGGAGCUCUCCGAGCUGGUCAAGAACCGCAUGAAGCACCUGGGGCUGCCCACCACCGGCUACGAGGACGUAGCAAAUUUAACAGCCAGUGAUGUCAUGAAUCGGGUAAACCUGGGAUAUUUGCAAGACGAGAUGAAUGAUCACCAGAACACCUUCUCCUACGUCCUCAUCAACCCCCCACCCGACACGAGGCUGGAGCCCAAUGACAUCGUGUAUCUCAUCCGCUCUGAUCCCCUGGCCCAUGUGGCCGGCAGCACCCAGAACCCCAAGAGCAGCUGCAGCAACAAGCUGUCAUCCUGCAACCCCGAGACCCGCGACGAAACACAGCUCUGAGCCAACCCCGCAGGGGCCCAGGCCACUGGACAGUCUGCGCCCCCAGGAGGAUGUCAGGGGUGUGUGGGGACAUGGUCCUGCUGGCUUGGCCGGGGGUAGCCUCACGCCACUCUCAGUGGCUCCAGAGACUCGACCCCAGAGAGGAGACCCUCACACCGGGUGAGGGACGAGACCACCCCCGGCACCGCUGAAAGCUGGCGGGAAGCACUUUUUAACCUAUUUUUACAAAUCUAUUUGAUCCAUGUCUCUUUACACAAAUAUACCGCAACUCGUGA
This is a messenger RNA of Cynocephalus volans (Philippine flying lemur), 4005 nucleotides long. It is a transcript of the gene KCNT1, whose product is annotated as potassium sodium-activated channel subfamily T member 1. Gene Ontology annotation, cellular component: plasma membrane. The record is from RefSeq and is a predicted model, not a curated record. Gene Ontology annotation, biological process: potassium ion transmembrane transport. Lineage: Eukaryota; Metazoa; Chordata; Mammalia; Dermoptera; Cynocephalidae. The transcript is spliced from 30 exons. Bases 155 to 3730 code for a protein of 1191 amino acids. Gene Ontology annotation, molecular function: intracellular sodium-activated potassium channel activity; outward rectifier potassium channel activity.